Molecule: messenger RNA, 4763 nt
Organism: Thalassophryne amazonica
Lineage: Eukaryota; Metazoa; Chordata; Actinopteri; Batrachoidiformes; Batrachoididae
Gene: efl1
Product: elongation factor like GTPase 1
Exons: 22
Coding region: 717-4100 (1127 amino acids)
Biological process (GO): cytosolic ribosome assembly
Cellular component (GO): ribonucleoprotein complex; cytosol
Molecular function (GO): ribosome binding; GTPase activity; GTP binding
Source: RefSeq, a predicted model, not a curated record
GAACUUUCCUUGACUUAAUUUGUGCAGUAGUAUGGGUAUACUGUUACUAUUGAACUUCCCCUGUGUGGAUAUAUUGUUACUGUUGAACUUCCCCUGACUUAAUUUGCACAGUAGUGUGGGUAUACUGUUACCGUCGAACUUUCCCUGACUUAAUUUGCACAGUAGUGUGGGUAUACUGUUACCGUUGAACUUCCCCUGGCUUAAUUUGCGCAGUAUUGUGGGUACUAUUGAACUUCCCCUGACUUAAUUUGUGCAGUAGUGUAGUUAUACUGUUAUUAUUGAACUUCCCUUGAUUUAGUUUGUGCAGUAGUGUGGGUAUACUGUUAUUAUUGAACUUCCCCUGAUUUAAUUUGCACAGUAGAGUGGAUAAUGGAGUGGACAGGAGAGUGUUCUGUCUGAUAACUGGACUCAUCCAAAUCUCGGUCGUCAUCUCUCAUCUUGUUGUUGUGUGUUCAUUGUUUAUUGUGCUGAAUGGGUUUUUUUUUCCUUCAUCGCUGCUGUGUGGUGCAACGCAGCAGCUAUGAAGGCUUUUCUCUUCUCUCUAACUGGCAAUUAGGAUGGGUUAAAUGCAGUAGACACAUUUCAUUGUGCAGGGAACAUGUUCCUAUGUGCAUAUGACAAUAAAAUUCUCUUGAAUCUUGAACUCCUGGCUUUCUUUGUGCAGUAGUGUGGGUAUACUGUUCAUGGGUGUUUGUUGUUUCUUUUAGGGAUCCAUUAUGGGGUUGACAGACCUUGGUAAGAUCAUUAGCCUGCAGAGGAAUCCUGCAAGCAUUCGGAACCUUUGCAUUCUGGCCCACGUGGACCACGGUAAAACUACUCUGGCUGACUGCUUAGUGGCCAGCAAUGGGAUCAUAUCAAGUCGCCUCGCAGGGAAGCUGAGGUACCUGGACAGCAGAGAGGAUGAACAGAUCAGAGGAAUCACCAUGAAGUCCAGCGCCAUCUCUCUGCACUAUCGCCAUGGCGAUGAGGAGUUCUUGCUGAACCUGAUCGACUCUCCUGGUCACGUGGACUUCUCCUCAGAGGUGUCCACAGCUGUUCGGCUGUGUGACGGUGCGAUUGUUGUGGUCGAUGCUGUGGAGGGAGUGUGUCCACAGACCCAGGCUGUUCUGCGCCAGGCAUGGCUGGAGAACAUCAGACCUGUUUUGGUUAUCAACAAGAUAGACAGACUUAUCCUGGAGCUAAAGCUGACGCCGCAGGAAGCUUACAGCCACCUUCAGAAGAUUCUGGAACAGGUGAAUGCGGUGACAGGAACUUUGUUCACGUCGACUGUGCUGAAGGAGCGAGCAGACAAAGAGGAAAAGAAGAAGACCUUGGGUAGAGAUCAGGUUUACGACUGGAGCACUGGGCUGGAGGAGGUUGAUGAUUCCCACCUCUACUUCUCUCCUGAUCAAGGCAACGUGGUCUUUGCUAGUGCCAUCGACGGAUGGGGCUUCAGCCUGCAGCAGUUUGCUGAUAUCUACAGCUGUAGAUUGGGGGUGAAGGUGGAUGUGCUGCUCAAAACACUGUGGGGAGACUUUUACCUCAGCACCAAAGCCAAGAAGAUCCUGACAGGAGCUCAGGCCAAAGGAAAGAAGCCGCUCUUUGUGCAGCUUGUGCUGGAUAACAUUUGGAGUUUAUAUGAUGCAGUUGUCACCAGGAGAAAUGAUGAAAAGGUUGAGAAGAUGAUGUCAUCACUCGACGUGAAGAUAAAGGCAAGAGACUUUCGUCACUCUGACCCCAAAGUCCUCCUGGUUUCCAUCUGCAGCCAGUGGCUCCCUGUCUCAGAGGCCGUCCUCUCGAUGGUGUGUCACAAACUUCCCAGUCCACUGGACAUGAUGGCGGAAAGAGUUGAAAAACUGAUGACUGGUGGAACCAGGAGGUUUGACUGUCUGCCUGAGGAGACACAAAAAUUGAAAGCAGAUUUCCUCAAGUGUUCAAGUGAGGAAAACGCUCCAGUCAUCGUCUUUGUGUCGAAGAUGUUUGCCGUGGAUUCCAGGGCCUUGCCUCAAAAUCGACAAAGGCCCCUGACCCAAGAGGAGCUUUGUCGGCGCAGGGAUCUGGCUCGACACAGACAUGCUGACAGGAUGUCCACAGAUGACUCGACAACACAGAACCACCCCGACGGCCACAAGCGCCCGCAGCUUGAUGGCCCGGAGCGCCUGCGGCCCAACGGCCCAGAGCAUCUCCCUCAGUGGAGUUGCAGCACAGAGGUCAAAGCAGAGGAUGAAGAUGAGCACACCUUCAUCGCAUUUGCCCGAGUGUACAGUGGAGUGCUGAAGAAAGGACAGACCGUGUUCAUCUUAGCUCCAAAAUAUGAUCCUGUCCAAGGCCUGAGUAUGCUGUCAGAAGACUGCAAGACUUUGGACUCAGUGCCUGUGGUGCCUCAUUUGUCCCAUUGUUCUGUGGAAACACUGUACCUGCUGAUGGGCAAAGAGCUGGAAGAACUGGAGGAAGUUCCUUCUGGAAAUAUCCUUGGUGUCGGUGGUCUGUCUGAGUUUAUCUUAAAGUCUGCCACCCUGUCAACCUCUGCUGCCUGCCCUCCCUUCACCACUCUCAACUUUGAGGCUACACCCAUCGUACGGGUUGCCAUCGAACCCAAACACCCAAGUGAGAUGCCAAAGCUGGUGCACGGGAUGCGCUUGUUGAACCAGGCAGAUCCGUGUGCUGAAGUUCUCAUUCAGGAAACUGGAGAACAUGUUCUGGUCACUGCUGGUGAGGUCCAUCUUCAGCGCUGCCUGGAUGAUCUGCAUGACCGGUUUGCUAAAAUUGAGAUCAGUGUGUCAGAGCCAAUCAUUCCUUUCAGAGAAACAGUGGUGCGUCCUCCCAAAGUAGAUAUGGUCAAUGAAGAGCUGGGAAAGCAGCAGAAAGUGGCCAUUAUUCACCAGGUGAAAGAAGAGGCUCCUCAAACCCGUUUGACUGGCACACUGCAUGUAGACUCCAGUGGUCUGGUCACUGUCACCACACCAAACCGACUGGCCACCGUGAGCAUCCGAGCCGUGCCUCUGCCCCAGGAGGUAACCAGUCUGCUGGAGAGGAGUUCUGACCUCAUUCGGACUCUGGAGCAGGUGAAUAUGUCCCUGAGGGAAGGAAGGAGUGUGGAAGUGAAUCCCUGGACAUUGCAGGCCUUCGCUGGACUCAAGGCUCAGAUGGAGAGUCUGCUCCAGGGGAGGAAGUGGAGGAAUGCCGUGGACAGUAUCUGGGCCUUUGGGCCGCGCAGGUGUGGUCCGAACAUUUUGUUGAACAAUGUGGAAGACUACCAGCGUCCAUCUGUGUGGUACUGUGUGAACAGGGUGGAGAGACCUGGCAAGCCUGGAGGUCAGACCGCUGCUCUAAGAGACUUUGACAACAGUAUUGUCAGUGGCUUCCAACUGGCUGCCCUGUCAGGGCCGAUGUGUGAGGAGCCGAUGAUGGGAGUCUGUUUCUCUGUGGAGAGGUGGGACAUUCAGGCCGUGUCCUCACCUCAGGAUCAGAACUCUUUGCAAGAAGGUUCUGUGUUACACGAGGCUUCUGCAAGCAGCAAAGUUGGAGAAAUGAGACCACCAUCUUCACAAGGAGACAGCACAUCCACAGGGCCGAGUGGGUCCAACCGGAGGCCAGAGGCCCCUUCUGUGGACUGCUACGGACCUGUUUCCGGCCAGCUGAUCGCUGCUGUGAAGGAGGCCUGCCGCCGCGCCUUCCAGGCUCAGCCCCAGAGACUGAUGGCCGCCAUGUACACCUGUGAGAUCAUGGCCACUGCCGAGGUUUUGGGUCGGGUUUAUGGUGUUUUGGGGAAGCGAGAGGGGCGUGUUCUCCAGGAAGAGAUGAAGGAGGGAACGGACAUGUUCAUCAUCAACGCCGUCCUGCCCGUGGCUGAGAGUUUUGGAUUUGCUGAUGAAAUCCGUAAGAGGACCAGUGGACUGGCCAGUCCCCAACUGGUCUUCAGCCACUGGGAGGUGAUCAGCAGUGACCCAUACUGGGUUCCCACCACUGAAGAAGAGUACCUGCACUUUGGGGAGAAGGCUGAUUCCUCCAAUCAGGCCCUCAAAUAUAUGAAUGCUGUCCGUCGUCGCAAAGGCCUGUAUGUGGAGGAGAAGUUAGUGGAACACGCCGAGAAACAACGGACCCUUAGCAAGAACAAAUAGUGAGGAAGGAAGCCAGGGACUGAGAAAGGGCUCUCUCACUGGAUGCAGUUUGAUCCGACUCUGCCAGACUUCCGCACAAUUUGGUUCUUUCUCAUUUGUUUUUUAGCGCUCCUGCUGGGCACAUGUUCAGGUUCUGUCCUUCCCAUGUUGAUAAAAAUGCUUCCUGUUGAUAAGUUCCAAAGAACUGACAUUUCUUCAGUAUUUGUACAGAAAGGAGCUUCAAACCGUUGGUGCUCUAGAAAUGUGUGAGAACAUCUGAAGAACUUUCCAGCUGUGUUCCAGCAGCAUCUGAAGUUUCCAGCUGUGUUUUGGUCUUUGGAUUAAUGUCUGUAGCAACAGUGAUGGUACGGCUGCAUCUUCUCAAAGGCCCAGUCCCAGGACUCUGCCUUCACCUCACCACUCUACCCGUUGGCCCAAGUGAAGGGAAAGGUGAUUAGGUGUGGGGAGAAGACUGGGACUGGGACUGAGUGUGCAAAGUAAACCUGAAAUGAUGUAGAGCAACAUUCACCUGCAUCCAGGUCAUCCCUAAAACUGCUUCUGACAGGCAAAACCUCACAGACAUUUUCUGUCCGUCAAAACAAAGAAACUCUGUCCGGAUUUAACAGCACAAAACACUUUGAGCCGAUGUGUUUUCAUAAUGAAUAAAAUACAACAUGAACUCAG